AUGAAUAUAAAUACCGUAAUUCUAAUAACUACACUUUUAAUACUUCAAAACCUAAGUAUAGCAGCACAAAAUAUAGUGGGUUCUGUAAUAUUUCCAUAUAAAACUGUAGAAGUCCCACAAAACAACGGAACAUGGUUUCUAUGUUCAGAAGAACCAACAAAAUAUGUCAGUUAUAGCGUAAGAGUGGUAAAUAGUGCAUACCCAUUAACCGAGCCGGAAUUUGGUACCAAAAAAGAAAGGUACAAUGUACCACUCCUGACGGCACCGACUGAGGGAAUAACCGCCCAAAUACUUUAUACAUCAUAUUAUAGAUUCGUACCAACUUUAUCUUGUUAUAUGAACUUUGUAACUAUGUGUGAUCAGGAUGUUGGAAAUUAUUUAUUGAAAGAUAAUGAACAUUAUUGUUUGGUCUUGACAAAUCCUGCCCCUGGGGUACAACGUGUAAAUGUCACCAUCUCUUUUAAUAAUUCAGUGUUUGAAAAUGCAUUUACAAGUGAUAAUAAACCUGGUGGAAAUUCAAUUUCAAGAACACUUAGUAGAGAUUCCUUAUUAGAAUUUAGUUCAAGAGAGAGAAUUAUGGUCGUGACUUUUUCAAGAUAUCUAAAGAAAAGCUUGGAAAGUAGAAAUGUGGGGUGGACCUUACGGAUUUCGCUAAGGGACUUGGUAAACAGAAUUUACUCAUAUUUUGUCCUACAAACCUUGAAAGACUUGAGGGAGAUUUGGGCAAGUACAGCAUUGUUAGCAAUAUCUUCCAUUUAUAUCAGAACCUGUGAUGACGAUGAGGAGUUGAAGCAGUGUAUAACUAAGAUAAAACGUAGAAUAGGAAUCAUAGGUUUGGCAACAGAGUUGUGUUUUGCUAUCAUUACCAUUGAUGAACUUCCUUGGAUUGUGAUUUGUAUAUCUCGAACGUGUGGAUCACCUCGAAAGUUGCCAGCUGCCCAAGGCAUUACACUUAUUGCGAUAAUGGCAAAGCAAGCGAACAAAGGCGGAUAA
Messenger RNA from Funneliformis geosporum, 993 nucleotides. The record is from the annotation of a GenBank genome assembly. Lineage: Eukaryota; Fungi; Glomeromycota; Glomeromycetes; Glomerales; Glomeraceae.